AUGUCAUCAUCACUAAGAGCUUUGAGAAAAGUUGAUGAGGGAGAGUUUGAUUUGAGCAAGGCACAUCACGUUCGUUUAAUUUCCCUCAUCAGAACACAAAUUGCCCAUCCGACUGGUGAUGGAGAAAUUAUUAAACAAGCAACGAAUGGAAAUUUAACAAAAUUGAAGGAAUGUCUGGAGAAUGGAAGUUGUAUUGAUGAAGUAGGUGAUUCGGGGAGAAUUAAUGCAUUGAUGAUGGCUAUUCAUAAGGGACAUAAUGAAAUGGUCAAGUAUUUAUUGGAUCAAGGAGCUGAUAUGCACUAUAUCAAUCAUUCUCCUUAUUGUGACACUGCAUUGCAUUGGGCUGCCUAUUACAAAAAUCCACAAGCUUGUAAAAUGUUAUUGGAAAGAGGAGCUUUGGGUGAUAUUCCAAAUUAUUCUGGAGUGACACCUUUGGAUGACGCACGUAAUCAUUGCAAGCAAUGUGAAGCUCUCAUUCAGGAAUAUUUGGAAUGCUCUCUUGUUGCUAGGAAGAGAAUUGAGAAAUUUAGAGAAAUGCUGUUGAAAAAUCCAUCACUGGAUGUUGAAAUUAUUGUAACUAACUUGUAA
This is a messenger RNA of Naegleria gruberi, 588 nucleotides long. RefSeq lists its product as uncharacterized. Bases 1 to 588 code for a protein of 195 amino acids. The record is from RefSeq and is a predicted model, not a curated record. The transcript is spliced from 3 exons. Lineage: Eukaryota; Heterolobosea; Eutetramitea; Acrasida; Naegleriidae. Gene Ontology annotation, molecular function: protein binding.